ACUACCCCUGAGGAAGACAAGGUGGUCCAAUCACUUCUCCUAAAGCUCGAGAACCAGGGAUGGAAACCGGUUCCGUAUGCUCCGGGAUUUGACUUCAGGAUCCGGCGUCUCCUUCCGGUUGAGGUUAUUGACGUCGCUGGACAGGCUGGGGUGUGUGAGCUGAAGUUCCCUGAAGCGUCUAAGGCUAAUGGUCGGAGUGGCCAGAACUCGCGAUAUUCUGACAAGCUUUAUAGGAGGUUGACUGAUAGCCGAAAGGCCAUCUUUUCUGGUUUGGUUCAAGAGUAUCUACAAAAGAGGUGGUGGCUUCCCACUGAGGGUAUGAACACCAAGGGCAACGACCUCACGGCUAAUGUAUUCCUAUUGGGUGGCGAAGAAGGUUCUAAGCGCAAACCUAGACUGGUUUGUGAUUUUAGACUGGCUAAUGCGUCUCUUCCCCGAGUAUCCGGUAAAGUUCCGUCGUCAUGGGAGAC
Molecule: messenger RNA, 470 nt
Organism: Perkinsus marinus ATCC 50983
Lineage: Eukaryota; Perkinsozoa; Perkinsida; Perkinsidae
Exons: 1
Source: RefSeq, a predicted model, not a curated record